Molecule: messenger RNA, 919 nt
Organism: Salvia hispanica
Lineage: Eukaryota; Viridiplantae; Streptophyta; Magnoliopsida; Lamiales; Lamiaceae
Source: RefSeq, a predicted model, not a curated record
CCCUACCGGAGCAGAUCUUUGAUUCACAACUAAAAGGCAUCUCUUCUGCCGCAGCUGCCAUUGCAUAAUCAGCAAUUCUCAACGCGAAAAAAAUUAGUUAUGGACAAGGGGAAAUCAGUGAUGGGUUCGGGCCGGCGAUGGGCAGUCGGAUUCACGGACAAUUCGGCGUCCUCGUCGUCACGUGAUAUUCCGGAUCCACCGGGCUUCACUAGGGCUUCCCAAGAUCAGGAUGAUUCAGCUGUGAGCAAGCAGAAGAAGGACGCUGAGGCAAAUUGGAAAGCUCAGAAAGCAUGGGAGGUCGCACAAGCACCCUUUAAGAAUUUGAUGAUGAUGGGAUUCAUGAUGUGGAUGGCCGGAAGCACGGUUCAUCUAUUCAGCAUUGGCAUAACAUUUUCGGCUCUUCUACAGCCAGUCAACGCACUUCGUGGGGUUGGGAAAAUGUUUGAGCCAUAUAAGGACCACAAAGUCGACCUUCUAGCACCUAAGCUAGUAUUCAUCGCCCUUAAUGUGGCAGCUUUAGGGCUGGGUGUCUGGAAGCUUAACACACUUGGUCUUCUUCCAACUCAUUUAUCGGAUUGGGUUUCAUCCUUGCCCCCACCACAGGAGGUUGAGUAUUCUGGCGGAGGUAUCCCGCUUUAAUAGCUUCUCCUCCGGUAAAAAAUAGGGCUGGACGAGAGGCGUUUUGAUUGAAGGGCAUGAUCUGAGGUCUAGGUAAAAUGCUGUAUUGCUGUCUCUGAUCCAUGGAUGCAGCUAUAGAAUGUCAACUUGGAACUUGGAUUUUGCAGUCUGAAAAAUAACUAGCAGAUUUCAGUUAUUCUGGGAGGAACUCUAGCAUGCCUUUUUGAUUUAUAAUCUUGGAUGAUGUUACAUAACUUAAUUUUUAGUUUUAUUUAAUUUUAUUUUACCACUUUUUAGUGAA